Acanthosepion pharaonis is the source of this 861-nucleotide messenger RNA. The record is from the annotation of a GenBank genome assembly. Lineage: Eukaryota; Metazoa; Mollusca; Cephalopoda; Sepiida; Sepiidae.
AUGGGACUUGAGGGCUGUGGUUACAUACUCCUCAGGGAGUCUACAGGACUUGAGGGCUGUGGUUACAUACUCCUCGGAGAGUCUAAGGGACUUGAGAGCUCAUCUCUCUGUUCCUCUCAAUCUUAUUGUUACCCCUUUGUUUUCAUUCUCUCUCUCUCUGCCUCCCUCAAUGUUCCUUUCAGUCUUUCUUCAUCUCUUCCUUUUCUUUCACUUCCUCUCUUUCCCUCUCAAUCUUUCUUUAUCACUUUCAUUUCUUUCUUUAUCUUUCUCACACAUACUGUUCCUCCCAAUCUUUCUUCACCUUUUUUGAUUUCCUCUCUCUUUCACUGUCCCUCUCAGUCUCUCUUUAACACUUUUCUCUUUCCCUCUCAUUGUUCUUCUCAAUUUUUUUUAACCCUUCCUUUUCAUCUCUCACUUCUUUCUUUCUCUUUAUUUUCCUCACCUCUCUUAUUGUUGUUCUCACUUUAUCUCUUUCUUUAUUCCUCUCUCUCACUGAUCAUCUCAUUUUUUCUUUGUCUCAUUCACGCUGUUCCUCUCAAUCUUUUUCAUCUCUUUCUCUUUUUCUUUUAUUUCUCUCAGUAUUUCCUUAUCUCUUUCUUUUCUUUCCCUCUCUCAUUAUCUUCCUUUACCUGUUUUCUUGUAUUUCUUUCUAUAUUUCUUUUUAGUCUCUCUUUGUCUUUUCUCUGUUUCAAAAAGUCUUUUCUUCUUUUCCUUUUUUCAUUCUUAAAAAUAUCAUUCUUUUAUCUUGACCACAAAUUUUUUUAUUCUUUCUUUUUCUUGUUUCCUGUCUACAUUUAUUUUUUGUUACUUUUAUUUCUUCAUUCAAUUUCUCUUCAUUUCUUUCUUAUUUUUUCAAACUAA